Molecule: messenger RNA, 929 nt
Organism: Centropristis striata (black sea bass)
Lineage: Eukaryota; Metazoa; Chordata; Actinopteri; Perciformes; Serranidae
Gene: cdkn3
Product: cyclin dependent kinase inhibitor 3
Exons: 8
Coding region: 112-741 (209 amino acids)
Biological process (GO): protein dephosphorylation
Cellular component (GO): nucleus
Molecular function (GO): protein tyrosine phosphatase activity
Source: RefSeq, a predicted model, not a curated record
UUGAAUCUGAUUGGCUGCUGGGCUCAAGGAGUUUUCAAAUCUACCAGCAGCUGACGGAGCUGUCAAAACAGCCGACAGGAGCAGAGCGUGACCGUCUGUUGGGCUGAAGCCAUGAGGACGAGCGAGUUUGACUCCUCAUCUGAAGAGGAGGACGUUGGAGAGGAGCAGCUCACACCGUUCCACAUCUCCUGGUUACCACUGUCCAUGGUGGAAUGCUCACAGUUUCUUGGGAUAUGUGCAUUACCAGGUUGCAAAUACAAAGAUAUUCGUCGGAGUCUGGAAAGAGAUGUUGAGGAGCUGCAGAACCAGGGGGUGCAGGAAGUGUUUGUUUUCUGCACCAGAGGAGAACUGAACAAGUACAGGGUUCCCUCCCUGCUGGAGGUCUACCGGCAGCGAGGCUUCACCGUUCACCACACGCCCUUCCCAGACGGAGACGCUCCUGAGCUGGAGCAGUGCUGCCAGAUCCUGGAGGAGCUGCAGGUCAGCCUCGACAACAACAGGAGGACUGUCAUCCACUGCUACGGAGGCCUGGGUCGCUCUGGACUAAUCGCUGCUUGUCUGCUGCUUCAGCUCUCUCUAACAAUGACGGCAAACAAAGCCAUCGAAAUCCUCAGGGAGCACCGAGGAGGAGGAGCGAUACAAACCGUGAAGCAAUACAACUUCCUCCAUGAGUUCCGAGAACGGUUCGCAGCCUACCAGGAGAGCCGAGAGGUUUCCACAGAGCGCUCCGUGUCUCGGUGAUCGCUUGUCUUCCGAUCAAUGAGCCGGGAAAAUAUUCAUCUUUUCAAACUCUCUCAUCUGUCACCGAUGCUUUCCUGAUUGUGUGUGAUAUAAUUGUAUUCUCUAAUGAUUGCACUUUAACAGCAUACUCUAAUAUAUUGCUUUUUUUUUUCAUUCUCAGUAUCAAAUUAAAGACUUGAUGAGGAAAA